Anolis carolinensis (green anole) is the source of this 1457-nucleotide messenger RNA. Its product is annotated as natterin-4. Lineage: Eukaryota; Metazoa; Chordata; Lepidosauria; Squamata; Anolidae. Bases 129 to 1190 code for a protein of 353 amino acids. The transcript is spliced from 3 exons. The record is from RefSeq and is a predicted model, not a curated record.
AAGGGAAAGUUCCUUCAGAAUGCCAUGAAGCUUGCAAACAGAGAACAGUUACUGGGAAACGAGGAGGAGAAAACUCAAGAGAAGGAAGCGACUUGCGUUUAAAAGAUUUUCUGCCUCCUUUUGCCAAGAUGCAUCCUCUCAUCUGUGCAAUCUUCGUGUCUCUGAUCAUGAAUGAGCUUAGUGGCAGUGGCAAUGGCCCUCUAAUGACAGCUGCUCAUUUCCAUGGAACUAAUGUGAAAUGGGUUGAGUUUGAAGGGUCUCUACCGAAUGGGGCAGUGUCAUUCUGGAAUACCUAUCACCACUCUGAACGAUGGGAAUAUCCUUGCAGGGUCAGUAACUGUGCAGCUGGUUACUACAGUCCAUCCCGUGGUCCUUACUGUUACUAUCCUUACGCUGAUCGAGAACAAGGUGUCUCUCCCUUCUGGGUGUUGGUGAACGAAUACGACUUUGAAUCUUUGAAAUGGGAAUGGGAUUCCUAUGGUGGUAUUCCACAAAAUUCAAUCAGUACCUGUCCAGGUGUAGAACUCUAUGUGGGGAAAAAUAAAUUUGGCUUAGGAAAAGUAGAUGUCAAAAACACUGCUUUCUUUCUUGGGUACGCUGGUAGAGAAUACUGGUAUAAGGAAUAUUAUGUCCUCACCAUUAAUAAAGAUUAUCUAUCUCAAGAGAUCACCAAUGUCAGGUACAUGAAAGAGCGGGGGAGAUACAGAAGCCAUCACCUAACCUUGCUUAGCACCAAACUCAACAAUCGUAACUGUUACUCGGUUAAGAAGACCACCACCUUAAAAAAAAGGGUAUCCUUUGAACAUCGCUGGGACGUUGGAAUUGCCCUUUCAGAGAGUGUGAGCGGUAGCAUAACAGUGGGGAUACCUCAAGUCAUUGGGACAUCAUGGGGUUUUUCAUCAGAGAAAACCUACAGCUGGAAUAAAGGUUUCACAAAGACUGAAUCGGAAGAAUAUUCUGAAGCUGUAGAGGUCAACAUCCCACCUAACCACAGUUGUGAAGUGACAAUGGAAGGCACAGCAAUGAAAGCAGAGAUACCCUUUACUGCCAGAGUGACUCGUUACUACCGUAAUGGAGAGAGACGAAGUGCCACCGUCCCUGGCGUCAACCACAAUGUCGUUGUGGCACAAGUGCACACAGAAAGUAAGCGGUGCCAACCCAUCCCAGAUGCAGAACCAUGCCUUUCAUAGGUCAGUGCCACAUAUUCAUAAGCAUCUAUGCUAUUUGCAAGCCAUUCUUUGUCCUGCAGCAGAAACCAAAAAAAAGAAAAAACAUUUUUUCUGAGUAACAUGAAAAACAGCAAUAGGAGUGAGGGCUAAGCUUUGUUAUAUGAGAACAUAAUUUAUCCAACAGAGCGAACUGGAAUUAUUCCUUUCUUCCAUCAUAUUAUAACAUAAACAUGCUUCCUGUUCCUGAAUAAAAUUACUUGGAAAUAAAUGUCAUUUAUAUCAAUGAGA